Closterium sp. Yama58-4 is the source of this 1092-nucleotide messenger RNA. NCBI's taxonomy places the organism in Eukaryota, Viridiplantae, Streptophyta, Zygnematophyceae, Desmidiales, Closteriaceae. The record is from the annotation of a GenBank genome assembly.
AUGAUGGGGAGUGACCCGUGGCGGACGGAUGCGUGCCGCAGAGCUGGAGACGAUCGUGGGCAUCGUCAGGACACGGGAGCGUAUCGCUCGCCGGAAGAUGGUUACCGCCAUUGCGAAGAUCGGAGUCGCGGGCGUGGCCUGGAGGAAUUGUUCUCUGGUCGGCAGGGCGAUCUCGAUGUUGACGGAGAGGAAGAGGCCGACACGGCGAAUAAGGCACAGGAGCCGAAUCGCGAAGGAGAGGCGAAGGGCGAAGACAAAAAUCAGGAGGAAGGCGCAGGCGAGCAGCGCGAUAUGCCCGCUGGAGUCAAGGAAGCCGACCCUGCGCAGGCGAGCGUGGUGGCGGAGCCGAGCGCGGUGGAGGCGGAGGAAAGAGUGGUGCUCGGAACCAGCCACGUGGCGGAGAGAAGAACGACGGCGGAAGGCGUAGCGGUGGCUCACGCUCACCGGAUCCGCGUCAGCAUCGUGACGGGGGGCGAGGCGGCGGCGCGCGUUCGCCAGAUCUGCGGCAGAAUCGCGACGAGGGGCGCGGCGGCGGCGUACGUUCGCCAGAUCCGCGGCAAAAUCGUGAUGGGGGACGGGGCGGUGGCGCGCGCUCGCCAGAUCCGUAGAUGCAGCAUGACGGGAGGCGCGGAAGCGGCUACCACUCGCCAGAUCCGCGGCCGCUGCGUGAUGAGGGGCGCGGAGGCGGCUACCGCUCGCCAGAUCCGCGGCAGCACCGGGACAGUGGGCGCGCGGGCAGCGCGCACUCGCCAGAUCCGCGGAGGUAUCACGGCGGGAGGAGCGAAGGGGACUCACGCUCACCAGGCCCUCAUCACUAUCGUGAUGAGAGACGCGGAGGUGGCUAUUGCUCGCCGGACACGCGACGGUACCGUGAAAAGAGGUGGGGAAGCGAGACGUACUCGCCUGACUGGCGCCUGCAACAUGAAUAAAGCCGGGGAGGCGGAUACCGCUCGCCGCAUCGGCCAGGAAGCCGGGAUGAAAGGCGUGGCGGUGGGUCUCGCUCGCCUGGCCGGUAUUGGCAGCGUGAUGGAGGACGUGCCGGUGAGGGAGGACAGGAUCAACGCGGCAGCAGGGGGGGAGGCAGCGGGCUGA